CAUAUUUUGCGCGAGUACUGUUUGACAGCUUGUUAUCUGCUUUCAUCAACACAAAAGGAGUGCUCUGUGAAAAUAAAUUGGAAAAGUGGUGAGAGUUUGAAAAAAAAACUUCAAACUAAUUGUAAAAUAAAUAAUGGCAGCAGCUCCUGUAAUAAUUCAAUCCGCUGCAAAGCAUACUUCAACGCUCAUUUUCCUACACGGAUUAGGUGACACUGGGCAUGGUUGGGCUACUACAAUGGGUAUGAUCAGAACGCCUGAUAUGAAGGUAAUCUGUCCGACAGCCCCUACGAUGCCCGUGACUCUCAAUGCUGGAUUUCGUAUGCCAUCGUGGUUUGAUCUGAAGACGCUCGACAUUGGUGGACCAGAGGAUGAAGAGGGCAUUAAGAAAGCUGCGAAGAAUGUACACGCUUUGAUUCAGGGAGAGAUUCAGGCUGGGAUUGCUCCAAACCGGAUCAUGCUAGGGGGAUUUUCACAGGGCGGUGCACUUGCUCUGUACACUGCUCUUACGUUCACUGAACCGCUAGCCGGUGUGCUGGCCUUAUCUUGUUGGUUACCAUUACACAAGAAUUUUCCAGGACUCCUCAAGUGUCCCGACACAAUUCCCAUUCUCCAGUGCCACGGCGACUGUGACCCAGUGGUACCAUACAAGUUUGGUCAAUUAUCAUCCAGUGUUCUGAAGUCAUUCAUGAAGAACUCACAAUUCCAAUCGUACAGAGGUUUAUCACAUUCCUCGUCCGAAGCUGAGUUAGAAGAUAUGAAGAAAUUCAUCGAAAAACACGUUCCUCGUCAAUAAAUGGCUGCCCAGAUGAUAUGCGCAUGUAAAUUUUAAUUGUAAUAAAAAGUCCGCAAAUAUUUUUGUAAUUCCACAAUUACAGUAGAGGAAUUAGAAAACACUCAUAAAGCAACUAUAUAAAGUAACUUAACUAUUUUAGUAAAAUUGAUUUUGUUUUCGUAGAUCGUAAAAUAUUCAUUGAAAUUGGCAAACUUAGAAUUGUCAUAUGUUCAAAAAAUUCCUAAACUACGCUAUUUGCAAAACAAAACAAAAAACGAAUUAUGAAACAAACCAGCUAAGAUUAGCCGUACUCUAUGACAAUUAAUGAGAAGCAACACAAUAAGUAUUCAAACUGAAGAUUCAACCCAUUGAGAUUGUACUGAGCAAGAUGGCUAAUAAAACUUAAUCACGUCCUUUACCAUUUAA
Molecule: messenger RNA, 1198 nt
Organism: Toxorhynchites rutilus septentrionalis
Lineage: Eukaryota; Metazoa; Arthropoda; Insecta; Diptera; Culicidae
Gene: Apt1
Product: acyl-protein thioesterase 2
Exons: 7
Coding region: 134-793 (219 amino acids)
Biological process (GO): protein depalmitoylation
Cellular component (GO): cytoplasm
Molecular function (GO): carboxylic ester hydrolase activity; palmitoyl-(protein) hydrolase activity
Source: RefSeq, a predicted model, not a curated record